UGUGUAUUACUGUGAGCUGUGUGUGUGUGGGUUUCACUGGUCUGGGGCUGGACUGGGUUUCACUGGUCUGGGGCUGGACUGGGUUUCACUGGUGUGGGGCUGAACUGGGGUUCACUGGUCUGGGGCUGGACUGGUGAGGACUGAGAGCUUGUGUGCCCUCCAUGUCCUUCUCACAUUGACAGCGUGGGAGAGCUGAGAUCUCACACACACACACACACACACACACACACACACACACACACACACACACACACACACACACACCGAGGAGACGACACACACACAUCCUAAUUGUGUCGAGACGAUAUUGACCUCUUGGGGAAUCCCCCCGUAUUUCUGUGCUGACGAUGGCGUCAGUGGCUUAUGUGUUGUUGCUGGUGGCUGCUGUCGUGCUGGGACUGUACCACAUCUUGGUGGAAGGGGGGUGUGCUGGGAAGUGCUGCGGAGGUUCUGACAUCACCUGUGUAACGGCAGACUGGAGGAUGGACCGGGUAUACAGAGCCUGCUACUGCGACGAGGGCUGCCUCAGGACCAAAGACUGUUGCUAUGACUACCCCACCGAGUGCCCAGCCCAGUCGUGUGUGGUGACUGCGUGGAGUCACUGGAGCGGUUGUGCCCAGCCCUGCCAGCGUGCCAGGAGGAACAGGCAGCGCCACAUUGUGCAGGAGCCCAAGAACAGUGGAGAUCCCUGUCCCAAUCUGGAGGAGCAGGCAGGCUGCAUGGACUACCAGUCACACCAGGGAGAGGUCUGCUCUCAGAAUACUGGGUCUGGUUGGCUGUUGACCUACCACCUGGGGACUGUGAGGGUCCACUGGCCACCCUGCCUCCUUGACAUGGGGACCACUGAGGGUCUGGUUGCCUCCUCUGACAUGGGGACCACUGAGGGUCUGGUUCUGGUGUUGACCACUGGGGACCCUGCCUCCUCUACCCUCUGUGGUGUUGACAUGGGGACUUGUGAAAUGUCACAUAUGAUAUUUCAAAAAACCCUCUGCUUGUCCCCUUCCUCCGUCCCCUUCCUCCGUCCCCUUCCUCCGUCCCCUUCUGUCAGGUUCUGUAUGGAGUAUAAGAUGGAGUCUCUGACUCCUCACUGUAGGGCAGAGACCCGACCACACGCCCGCUGGAUGCAGUACCUACGGGAGGGUCACGUGGUGUGUGUGGCGUGCCGACCACCCGCCAUGCGUAACCGUAGCGGCAGCUGCCAGGGAGACGGGCAAGAAUCCGACAGUGAGGAGCUGCUCCAUUGGCUGGCUGUGGGGAACUCUCGCUGUCGAGGAACAUGGAAGAAGGUCCAGAGAACAGCACACUGCUCCUGUCCUCACGUCCACAGCUUCCUCUUCAUAUAAACACACAGCAAGCCCCAGUCUGGCAACUGGCACCCUGUUCAUUAUAUAGACAGGUUGGCUGACAACAGCACGAACAUGAUGUGUGCCCAUAGAUGGGGAAGAAGGCAGUGUGUUAUGAUUGUGAACGGUCAAAUAGCUAGCAAUUAUGACAAGAAGCUGCCAUGUGAGGAAUUGUAUCAUUUCAGGUAGUUAGUGUGGUUUGCGAAGCAAGAGUCCCCACUUUAAAUCUUCAACAUAUACUACAUGGCCAAAAGGCUAUGGACAACCUUUCAAAUGAGUGGAUUCGGCUAUUUCAGCCACACCCUUUUGCUGACAGGUGUAUAAAAUCGAGCACACAGUCGUACAAUCUCCAUAGACAAACAUUGGCAGUAGAAUGGCCCGUACCGAAGAGCUCAGUGACUUUCAACGUGGCACCGUCAUACGAUGCCACCUUCCCAACAAGUCCGUUUUCAAUUGUCUGCCCAGCUAGAGCUGACCCGGUCAACUGUAAGUGCUGUUAUUGUGAAGUGGAAACUUCUAGGAGCAACAACGGCUCAACCGCAAAGUGGUAGGCCACACAAGCUAACAGAACGGGACCGCCGAGUGCUGAAGCGUAUAAAAAUUGUCUGUCCUCGGUUGCAACCCUCACUACUGAGUUCCCAACUGCCUCUGGAAGCAACGUCAGCACAAGAACUGUUCGUCUCGAAAGUCAUGAAAUGGGUUUCCAUGGCCAAGCAGCCUCACACAAGCCUAAGAUCACCAUGAACAAUGCUAAGCGUCACCUGGAGUGGUGUGAAGCUCGCCGCCAUUGGACUCUGGAGCAGUUGGAAACGCGUUCUCUGGAGUGAUGAAUCACGCUUCACCAUCUGGCAGUCCGAGUGUAGAAUCUGGGUUUGGCGGAUGCCAGGAGAACGCUACCUGCCCCAAUGAAUAGUGACAACUGUAAAGUUUGGUGGAGGAGGAAUAAUGGUCUGGGGCUGUUUUUCAUGGUUGUGCCCCUUAGUUCCAGUGAAGGGAAAUCUUAACGCUACAGCAUACAAUUACAUUCUAGACUAUUCUGAGCUUCCAACUUUGUGGCAACAGUUUGAGGAAGACCCUUUCCUGUUUCCGCAUGACAAUGCCCCCAUGCACAAAGCGAGGUUCAUACAGAAAUGGUUUGUCGAGAUCGGUGUGGAAGAACUUGACUGGCCUGCACAGAGCCCUGACCUCAACCCCAUCGAACACCUUUGGGAUGAAUUGGAACGUCGACUGCGAGCCAGGACUAAUCGCUCAACAUCAGUGCCCGACCUAACUAAUGCUCUUGUAUCUGAAUGGAAGCAAGUCCCUGCAGCAAUGUUCCAACUACUAGUGGAAAGCCUUCCCAGAAGAGUAAAGGCUGUUACAGCAGCAAAGUGGGGACCAACUCCAUAUUAAUGCCCAUGAUUUUGGAAUGAGAUGUUGGACGAGCCGGUGUCCACAUACUUUUGGUCAUGUAGUGUUUUUCCUACUCAUUAUAGUUUGGAACGCUACUCCUCUUAAGAUAGAGAAGUGAUUCAAACUUUAAAACGUGUAGACCGGUCUGGAUUAAUUUGCUUGUAUACAACUUUUUGAUAUAUUUUAUAUAUUUUUUAACUAUUAAGAGUUUUGUCCUUCUUUUUGUCAUCCAAAUCAUUUAAUUUCCUCAACAUUCUAAAGGCCCUAUUGUGACAUGCAUUUCCUCAACAUUCUGAAGGCCCUAUUGUGACAUCCAUUUCCUCAACAUUCUGAAGGCCCUAUUGUGACAUGCAUUUCCUCAACAUUCUGAAGGCCCUAUUGUGACAUCCAUUUCCUCAACAUUCUGAAGGCCCUAUUGUGACAUCCAUUUCCUCAACAUUCUGAAGGCCCUAUUGUGACAUCCAUUUCCUCAACAUUCUGAAGGCCCUAUUGUGACAUCAAUUUCCUCAACAUUCUUCCAAAUGGACAAUGACCCCAAGUUGCGGCAAAAUGGCUUAAGGACAACAAAGUCAAGGUAUUGGAGUGGCAAAAGUGUGUGAGAGCAAGGAGGCCGACAAACCUGACUCAGUUACACCAGCUCUGUCAGGAGGAAUGGGCCAAAAUUCACCCAACUUAUUUUGGGAAGCUUGUGGAAGGCUACCCGAAACGUUUGACCCAAGUUAAACAAUUUAAAGGCAAUGCUACCAAAUACUAAUUGAGUGUAUGUAAACUUCUGACCCACUGGGAUUGUGAUGAAAGAAAUAAAAGCUGAAAUAAAUCAUUCUCUCUACUAUUAUUCUGAAAUUUCACAUUCUUAAAAUUAAGUGGUGAUCCUAACUGACCUAAGACAGGGAAUUUUUACUCUGAUUAAAUGUCAGGAAUUGUGAAAAACUGAGUUUAAAUAUAUUUGGUUAAGGUGUAUGUGAACUUCCGACUUCAACUGGAUGUAUGAUAGUUGAAUUCCUUUGUCUCCCCCCCUUUUAAUUGUGUAACAAGCCGUAAUAUCGGGGUAGUCCACUAGGGACUUUUCAUUGUAUCAUGUUAAUACUCACUGUAUAAUCUAUCCUGUGUGUGUUUUUUGUAUUUCCGUGUGAUUAUUUCAUUAGUUAGUAAAUAAAUAAUUAAGCCAA
This is a messenger RNA of Oncorhynchus nerka (sockeye salmon), 3904 nucleotides long. RefSeq names its product somatomedin-B and thrombospondin type-1 domain-containing protein. The record is from RefSeq and is a predicted model, not a curated record. The transcript is spliced from 6 exons. The coding region runs from base 348 to 1343 and encodes 331 amino acids. NCBI's taxonomy places the organism in Eukaryota, Metazoa, Chordata, Actinopteri, Salmoniformes, Salmonidae.